Molecule: messenger RNA, 1203 nt
Organism: Penicillium maclennaniae
Lineage: Eukaryota; Fungi; Ascomycota; Eurotiomycetes; Eurotiales; Aspergillaceae
Gene: nrps6
Product: putative nonribosomal peptide synthase
Exons: 1
Coding region: 1-1203 (400 amino acids)
Biological process (GO): secondary metabolite biosynthetic process; amino acid activation for nonribosomal peptide biosynthetic process
Cellular component (GO): cytoplasm
Molecular function (GO): phosphopantetheine binding
Source: RefSeq, a predicted model, not a curated record
AUGGAUGAGGAGUUCUUUACCAAUGUUUCCAGUGCCACCGUUGAGACAUUGCUGUCACCCAUCUCUCCUCGGAAUGUUGCCUAUGUCAUCUUCACCUCGGGCUCUUCAGGAAAACCAAAGGGGGUUAUGAUUCAGCAUCAGACUAUUUGUACAAGUUUGAUAAGCUCGGCGAAGACCUUGAGACUUCAUGAUUCAGAUCGCGCUCUACAAUUUGCGUCAUACUCAUUUGAUGCGUCCAUUCUUGAGAUUUUCGGAACACUCCUGGCUGGGGGUACAGUCUGUACUCCCUCGCAGGAAGAGUGUUUAGAUUCCCUUCAGCAGGCAAUGUGUAAGUAUGAGCCCACUUGGGCGAUUCUCACACCGUCGGUCGUACAAAUACUUAGUCCCAAGGACGUCAAUUCUCUCAAGACUCUUGUUCUGGGAGGAGAACAAAUCACCAUCGCAGCGAUUGUGGCUUGGAAAGAUGAGGUUCAACUCGUCAAUGCUUACGGCCCGACUGAGUGCUCCAUCCUCUGCGCUGCCAUUCACGUCCAGGGGUUACAAGAUAUCGGGGUAAUUGGGCACCCCCUGGGAAGUGCACAUUGGCUCGUGGAUCCAGAUGACCAUAAUAGAUUGGUACCUCUCGGAACGGUGGGUGACUUGCUUGUCGAAGGGCCCAUUGUCGCCAAGGGAUAUUUGAACGAUCCAGACCGAACUGCAGCUGCGUUCAUUGACCACCCAUCCUGGCGACAGUCGAUUGAUCUGGUGCCUCGAUCUGCGUACAUGUACAAGACAGGAGAUCUCGUGCGGUGGAACGAGAACGGGACUCUUUCAUAUCUUGGCCGCAAAGACCAGCAACUGAAGGUUCGUGGUCAAAGACUUGAGCUUGAGGAAAUCGAGUCUAAAAUUUCUCAUGACGGACUCGACCGAAAAGCUAUCAUACAACCGACAAAGGGGCCGUUCGCAAAGAAAUUGGUGGCUCUAUUCACUCUGCGCAACCUUCCGGCUAGAGAAGAGGCUAAAACCGAGGAGAUAGUGCUGGAUCUGUGCAAAGAAGCUGCAAAUAUAAUAACCCGCCUCAGAACCGUGCUCUCCGAGCGGCUGCCCGACUACAUGGUGCCGGACAAAUGGAUUCCCGUGGCAGGGAUGCCGUUGUCAUCUGCAGCAAAGAUGAAUCGCAAACACCUUGUCGAAUGUGUGGAGACGAUGUCGGAAACCACCUGA